ACAGAGACAUCAGUGCGACAGAAGACAUACAAGCAGAAAGACGAGUAGAAAAAAAUCGAUUUCGUGUUUGGACGUGACAAAUCUUCAAAAAGAAGAAUCAAAAAAGGAAGCAAAGUUUUUUUUUUCUUACAAACGAAAUUUACAGUAAGUGUAGUGUGUUGAUUGAGUAAAUUGGAAUGAGUAGCGAAUAAAUAUUCGUUAAAAAAAUGAAUUUUGUUUGUGAAAUUGUGUAUUAAUUUGCCACACCCAGGUUAAUAGUUGAGUCGAAAUCGGAAUAGAAGUGAAAGAAAUGUAAUUUCACUUGGUGCGUUUGUGUUGCGUAUUCUCUACAUUUUCUAAAAGAAAUUCAAACGUGAAAGUCUCAAAUGCAAAGUGUAUUAAUUUGCUACAAAAAAAAGAAUGAUUUCAUUUGAUGGACGUGAAAAAAAAUCGUUGGCAUCAAAAUUAUGUCAUUCCAAUUAGAACUUCCAGAUUGUUUGAAACAAGCGAGAAAAAAAAAAAAUAAUCCAUGGAGCCAUUGAAUUGAUGAUGAAGAGAAGAGAAAAAAAAACAUGAUGGCUACCCGCUAUAUACACAAGUAUACGUUCAUACCAUUUGUAUUCUAUUUUCGAUGUGAUGACGUAAGCCUUACGGUUGUAUGUGCGUGCUAUGCCUAUGCUUUGCGUUGCGUGCACACAAGGCCUUAGCUGUUGGUGUGUGCACGGAAUACGAGAGAUGAGAAUGUAUAAAAUGAAAACAAAUAAAAAAAGAAGAGAGCGAUGAAGAGAAAAAAAACGAACGAAAUAACUGAAUCGAAGCAUUCCAGUGCGGCAUUUCGAUUACAAAUAGCCACAACAAAGUAUAGAGAGGAAAAGAGUGUGUAAGAGAGAGCGGGAGAGAAUGAGAGGGCUAGAGCGCGAAAGAGAGAGAGACAAAAAUCGUAUGAACUCAUCAUCGCUUGAAUUACGUGCUCAGAGCGCAGCUAAACAUAGAAACAAAUUUUUUAGUUGGAUAUCCGUUUGUACGAAUAUAGUAAUAGAACUGUAUGGUUUUUUUUUCAUUCACGUGCAAUCAAAUUGAACGUUGAAAAAGAAUAGAUUCACACUCACACUCACACACACAGGCCUAUCGAUUGGAAUGAUAAUUUGUUCCUCAUUUUUGUAUGUCUCCGACAUGUUUCGUUGAUCUCACUUUUUACAUUUGAGCCGUUGUAAGUUGUAUAUUUAAAUGUUUCAAGUGCUCAAUUGACGCAUUCCAGACACAAAUUACCGAUCGACCUCUAUACCUCAAUACACGGGCAAAUUCUUGAAAGAGAAACAAAAAGAAAGAAAACGAGACGCGUCUAGAAAAUUACAACAAGGAAGGAACUUUUCACACGAAAUCGAAUCGAAUUACAAAACAGUAUUUUGCACCGACUACGACAUAUUUAAGAAUUAAGCUAUAGAAAAGUACUACCAACUAUGGAUCAAUUCGCGCCAAAAGAAGUGCGUAUCCUCGAGACUGUCGAAGACAUUCAGGAGCGACGUGAACAAGUGUUGAAUCGUUACAAUGAAUUCAAAGUGGAAACGCGUCAGAAGCGUGAAAAAUUGGAAGAUUCACGUCGUUUCCAAUAUUUCAAGCGUGAUGCUGACGAGCUGGAGAGUUGGAUUCAAGAGAAAUUGCAAGCGGCCAGCGAAGAGAGCUACCGUGAUCCAACAAAUUUGCAAGCAAAAAUCCAAAAGCAUCAAGCAUUCGAAGCUGAGGUGUCGGCACACAGCAAUGCCAUUGUCAGUCUUGACAAUACCGGACAAGAAAUGAUAAGCCAACAGCAUUUUGCAUCCGAAACGAUUCAACGACGCCUUGAAGAAUUGCACCGUUUAUGGGAGUUGUUGUUGUCACGUUUGGCUGAGAAAGGCUUGAAAUUGCAACAGGCUUUGGUUUUGGUGCAAUUUUUACGCCAUUGCGAAGAAGUGAUGUUCUGGAUUAAAGACAAAGAGGCCUUUGUGACAGCCGAUGAAUUCGGACAAGAUUUGGAACAUGUCGAAGUAUUACAACGCAAAUUCGAUGAAUUCCAAAAGGAUAUGGCAUCGCAAGAAUAUCGCGUCACUGAAGUCAAUCAAUUGGCCGAAAAGCUACUACAGGAUGGACAUCCCGAACGUGACACAAUCAACAAGAAGAAAGAUGAAUUGUUUGAGGCAUGGCAACGACUCAAACAGUUGGCCACUUUGCGUCAGGAGAAACUGUUUGGCGCUCACGAAAUUCAACGCUUCAAUCGCGAUGCCGAUGAAACCGUCGCAUGGAUCGCCGAAAAAGACGUCGUUUUGUCAUCCGACGACUAUGGCCGUGAUUUGGCCAGCGUCCAAGCAUUGCAACGCAAACACGAGGGUGUUGAACGUGAUUUGGCCGCACUCGAGGACAAAGUAUCAACAUUAGGCGCAGAAGCGAAGCGUUUGUGUGACAUUCAUGCGGAUCACAGUGACCAGAUUCGUGAGAAGCAAUCGGAAAUCGCCGCCUACUGGCAAUCACUAACCGCCAAAGCAAAAGAGCGCAAACAGAAGCUCGAUGAAUCGUAUUUCUUGCAUCGAUUUUUGGCGGAUUUCCGUGAUUUGGUGUCAUGGAUCAACGGUAUGAAGGCGGUCAUCUCGGCCGAUGAAUUGGCCAAGGAUGUGGCUGGCGCUGAAGCUUUGCUCGAACGUCACCAGGAGCAUCGUGGUGAAAUCGAUGCACGUGAGGACAGUUUCAAAAUCACCACCGAAGCCGGUCGCCAAUUGUUGGAACGUCAACACUACGCUGCCGCUGAAAUCCAAGAGAAAUUGGCCGCUUUGGAAAACGACAAGAGUUCGUUGUUGUCAUUGUGGGAGGAUCGUCGUAUCUUGUACGAGCAAUGUUUGGACUUGCAAUUGUUCUACCGUGACACAGAACAAGCCGACACAUGGAUGGCAAAGCAAGAAGCCUUUUUGGCCAACGAAGAUUUGGGCGAUUCGCUCGAUUCGGUCGAAGCAUUGAUCAAGAAACACGAAGACUUUGAGAAGAGUUUGGCCGCACAAGAGGAGAAAAUCAAGGCACUUGACAUUUUUGCCACGAAAUUGAUCGAUGGCCAGCAUUAUGCAGCCGAUGAUGUUGCUCAACGUCGUGCCAUGUUAUUGGCACGUCGAUCGGCAUUGUUGGAAAAAUCGGCAGCACGUCGUCAAUUGCUCGAAGAUUCCAGUCGAUUCCAGCAAUUUGAACGUGACUGUGACGAGACCAAGGGAUGGAUCAGUGAAAAAUUGAAGGUGGCCACCGAUGACAGCUACUUGUACCCCACCAAUUUGAAUGGCAAAGUGCAAAAGCAUCAGAAUUUCGAGCAAGAGAUCAACGCCAACAAGAGUCGCAUCGAAGACAUCACCGCCACGGGCACCGAUUUGAUUGAAAAGAAGCACUACGCAGCUAAUGAGAUCAAUGCACGCAUGCAAGAGAUCGUUACAUUGUGGGAAACGCUCGUCCAAGCCUCCGACAAAAAAGGAUGCAAAUUGCAAGAGGCCUCCCAACAGCAGCAAUUCAAUCGCACCAUCGAAGACAUUGAAUUGUGGUUGAGCGAAAUUGAGGGUCAACUCUUGUCCGAAGAUUAUGGCAAAGAUUUGACCAGCGUACAAAAUUUGCAAAAGAAACAAGCAUUGCUCGAAGCCGAUGUGAUGGCCCAUCAAGAUCGUGUCGAAAGUAUCAAAGUCACGGCCAACAAAUUCAUCGAAAGCGGACACUUUGACUCCGACAACAUUCGCAACAAAGAGGAAACGUUGACCAAACGUUAUACCGCCCUCGCUGCACCAAUUUCCGAGCGCAAGAAGCGUUUGACUGAUUCGUUGCAAGUGCAGCAGUUGUUCCGUGAUUUGGAGGAUGAAGCGGCUUGGAUUCGUGAAAAGGAACCGAUUGCCGGUUCGACAAAUCGUGGCCGUGAUUUGAUCGGUGUGCAGAAUCUCAUCAAGAAACAUCAAGCCGUUCUGGCCGAAAUCAAUAAUCAUGAAGGCCGUUUAGCCGGCGUCGUUGCAUCCGGCGAACAAAUGCUCGAAGAGCAACCAUACUCAAGCGAUGAGAUUCGUUUGCGUCUCGAUUUAUUGAAAGAACAAUGGGCAUCGUUGAAAGAAAAGGCCAAUCAACGUAAACAAGAUUUGGAAGAUUCAUUGCAAGCCCAUCAAUACUUUGCCGAUGCAAACGAAGCCGAAUCAUGGAUGCGUGAAAAGGAGCCGAUUGUAUCGAGCCAAGACUAUGGCAAAGACGAAGAUUCAUCGGAAGCAUUGCUGAAGAAGCACGAAGCAUUGGUAUCCGAUUUAGAAGCAUUCGGCAAUACGAUUCAAUCGUUGCAAGAGCAAGCGAAAAAUUGUCGCCAACAAGAAACCCCCGUUGUGGAUAUCACUGGAAAAGAAUGUGUUCAAGCCCUUUACGAUUAUACGGAAAAAUCGCCACGCGAAGUAUCAAUUAAGAAAAAUGACAUUUUAACACUGUUAAACUCGAACAACAAGGAUUGGUGGAAGGUUGAGGUGAACGAUCGCCAAGGAUUCGUGCCAGCCGCGUACAUCAAGAAAAUCGAUGCCGGACUCAGUGCCAGCCAGCAAAAUUUGGUCGACGGUCAUUCGAUUGCUAAGCGUCAAUCGCAAAUCAAUGCACAAUACGAUAAUCUAUUGGCACUGGCCCGUGAACGUCAGAAUAAGUUGAAUGAAACGACCAAAGCAUAUGUGUUGGUGCGUGAAGCUGCCGAUUUAACCUCUUGGAUUAAGGACAAAGAGAAUCAUGCGCACAUCGGUGAUGUUGGCGACGAUUUGGAAGAGGUUGAGGUGUUGCAAAAGAAGUUCGACGAUUUCAAUGACGAUUUGAAAGCGAACGAAGUGCGUUUGGCCAGCAUGAAUGAGAUUGCCAUUCAAUUGACAUCGUUGGGUCAAACAGAAGCGGCCAUGAAAAUUCAAACGCAAAUGCAAGAUUUGAACGAGAAAUGGGCAUCGUUGCAACAAAUUACCGUUGAACGCGCCAAUCAAUUGGGUUCGGCCCAUGAAGUGCAGCGUUUCCAUCGUGACAUUGACGAAACCAAGGAUUGGAUCAGCGAGAAAGAGGACGCACUCAACAAUGAUGAUUUGGGCCGUGAUUUGCGUAGCGUGCAAACAUUGCAACGUAAACACGAAGGUGUUGAACGUGAUUUGGCCGCAUUGCGUGACAAAAUCCGUCAGCUCGACGAAACCGCCAACCGUUUGAUGCAAUCGCAUCCAGACACCGCCGAACAAACGUACACUAAGCAAAAGGAAAUCAACGAAAUGUGGAAUCAAAUCAUCACCAAGGCCACAUCACGCAAGGAACGUCUUUUGGACUCAUAUGACUUGCAACGCUUCUUGAGCGAUUUCCGUGAUUUAAUGGCAUGGAUCAGCUCAAUGAUGGGACUCGUCACAUCCGAAGAACUCGCCAACGAUGUCACUGGCGCUGAAGCCUUGAUUGAACGUCAUCAGAAUCAUCGUGCUGAAAUCGAUUACUUUUACGGCAUUCCUCAGGUGUACUUGGAACAUCGCACCGAGAUCGAUGCCCGUGCCGGAACAUUUGCCGCAUUCGAGCUCUUCGGUACCGAAUUGUUGCAGGCCAAUCACUAUGCAGCGCCAGAAAUCCAGGAUAAAAUCGAAGAGUUGGCAAAAUCGCGUGAAGAAUUGGAGAAUGCAUGGACGGAACGUCGAUUGCAAUUGGAUCAAAAUCUCGAUUUGCAAUUGUAUUUGCGUGAUUGUGAGCAGGCCGAAAAUUGGAUGUCAGCCCGUGAAGCAUUUUUAAAUGCCGAAGAGGUUGAUUCAAAAGGCGACAACGUCGAAGCACUCAUCAAAAAGCAUGAAGAUUUUGACAAAGCUAUCAAUGGUCAUGAAGAAAAAAUUGCCGCAUUGCAAGUACUUGCUGAUCAAUUGAUUGCACAAAAUCAUUAUGCGGCCAAUUUGAUUGAUGACAAACGUAAACAAGUGUUGGAACGUUGGCGUCAUUUGAAAGAUGGUCUGAUUGAGAAGCGUUCACGAUUGGGCGACGAACAAACGUUGCAACAAUUCAGUCGUGACGCAGACGAAAUCGAGAAUUGGAUUGCGGAGAAAUUGCAAUUGGCCACCGAAGAGAGUUACAAAGAUCCGGCUAACAUUCAAUCAAAACACCAGAAGCAUCAGGCAUUCGAAGCCGAAUUGGCCGCCAAUGCGGAUCGUAUUCAAAGUGUAUUGGCCAUGGGCGGUAAUUUGAUUGAUAAACGUCAAUGUAGCGGCAGUGAAGAUGCGGUACAGAAGCGUUUAUCACAAAUUGCCGAUCAAUGGGAGUACUUGACGCACAAAACGACGGAGAAAUCGUUGAAAUUGAAAGAGGCUAAUAAGCAACGCACUUACAUUGCGGCCGUUAAGGAUUUGGACUUUUGGUUGGGUGAAGUUGAGAGUUUGUUGACAUCAGAGGAUGCAGGCAAAGAUUUGGCAUCGGUACAAAAUCUCAUGAAGAAACAUCAACUCGUUGAGGCUGACAUUCAAGCCCAUGCCGAUCGCAUUAAGGACAUGAACAACCAAGCCGAUUCAUUGGUUGAAUCCGGCCAAUUCGAUAGUGCUGGCAUUCAAGAGAAGCGUCAAUCGAUCAACGAACGCUACGAACGUAUUUGCAAUUUGGCCGCACACCGUCAGGCUCGUUUGAACGAAGCCCUUACUCUGCAUCAAUUCUUCCGCGAUAUUGCCGACGAAGAGAGCUGGAUCAAGGAAAAGAAAUUGUUGGUGGGCAGCGACGAUUAUGGCCGUGAUUUGACUGGUGUUCAAAAUUUGAAGAAGAAACACAAACGUUUGGAGGCUGAACUUGGCUCACACGAGCCAGCCAUUCAGGCUGUUCAAGAAGCUGGCGAAAAAUUGAUGGAUGUCAGCAAUUUGGGUGUACCAGAGAUUGAACAACGUUUGAAAGCAUUGAACCAAGCAUGGGCUGAAUUGAAGAAUUUGGCCGCUACACGCGGACAAAAACUUGACGAAUCGUUGACGUAUCAACAAUUUUUGGCACAAGUUGAAGAGGAAGAAGCAUGGAUCACCGAGAAACAACAAUUGCUUUCGGUUCAAGAUUAUGGCGAUUCAAUGGCAGCCGUACAAGGAUUGCUCAAGAAGCAUGAUGCAUUCGAAACUGAUUUUGCCGCUCAUCGUGAUCGCUGUUCGUUGAUUUGCGAUCAAGGCUCUCAAUUGGUGGCCAACAAGAACCAUCACCAAGAUAGCAUCUCGCAACGUUGCAAUCAAUUGCAAAAUAAAUUGGAUCUUUUGUCAUCGUUGGCCUCACGUCGCAAGGGCGCUUUGUUGGACAACUCCGCCUAUUUGCAAUUCAUGUGGAAGGCCGAUGUAGUCGAAAGCUGGAUUGCCGACAAGGAGAGCUAUGUACGAUCGGAAGAGUUCGGUCGCGAUUUGUCCACCGUUCAAACGCUACUCACCAAGCAAGAGACAUUCGAUGCAGGUCUUAACGCAUUUGAACAAGAGGGCAUCCACAACAUUUCCGCAUUGAAAGAUCAACUGAUCAAUGCAAAUCACGCUCAAUCGCCGGCCAUCUUGAAGCGUCAUGAGGAUGUGAUUGAACGUUGGCAAAAGUUGCGUAAUGCAUCGACCGAACGCAAGAACCGGUUGAUUUCCAUGCAAGAUCAAUUCCGUCAAAUCGAAGAAUUAUAUUUGACUUUCGCAAAGAAAGCAUCUGCAUUCAAUUCAUGGUUUGAAAAUGCCGAAGAAGAUUUGACCGAUCCAGUUCGGUGCAAUUCGAUCGAAGAAAUUCGUGCAUUGCGUGAAGCGCACGCUCAAUUCCAGGCCUCUUUGUCAUCAGCCGAGGCUGAUUUCAAAGCAUUGGCUGCACUUGAUCAAAAAAUCAAGAGUUUCAACGUUGGACCAAAUCCAUACACAUGGUUCACAAUGGAGGCGCUCGAAGACACAUGGCGUAAUUUGCAGAAGAUUAUCGAAGAGCGUGACGUUGAACUGAACAAAGAGGCGCAUCGUCAAGAUGAAAAUGACAAGCUUCGUAAAGAAUUCGCUAAGCACGCCAAUUUGUUCCAUCAAUGGUUGACCGAAACAAGAUUUUACAUUCUGGGCUGGAAUGUCGAAGGAACAUCAAUGAUGGAGGGAUCCGGAUCGUUGGAGCAACAAUUGGAGGCGCUUCGUUUGAAGGCAGCUGAAGUACGUGCUCGUCGCGGUGACUUGAAAAAGAUUGAAGAGUUGGGCGCAUUAUUGGAAGAGCAUUUAAUUUUGGAUAAUCGUUAUACCGAACACUCAACGGUUGGCCUCGCCCAACAAUGGGAUCAAUUGGAUCAACUGUCAAUGCGUAUGCAACACAAUCUCGAACAACAAAUUCAAGCCCGUAACCAUUCAGGCGUGUCGGAAGAUUCGCUCAAAGAAUUCUCAAUGAUGUUCAAGCACUUUGACAAAGACAAGAGUGGCAAACUCAAUCAUCAAGAAUUCAAAUCCUGUCUACGAGCCCUCGGCUACGAUUUACCAAUGGUGGAAGAAGGACAACCUGACCCCGAAUUCGAAGCCAUCCUCAGUGUCGUCGAUCCGAAUCGUGAUGGUUAUGUAUCGCUCCAAGAAUAUAUCGCCUUCAUGAUAUCGAAAGAAACGGAAAAUGUGCAAAGCUACGAGGAAAUCGAAAAUGCAUUCAGAGCCAUCACUGCCUCCGAUCGUCCAUAUGUCACAAGGGACGAAUUGUAUUGCAACCUCACCCGGGACAUGGCCGAUUACUGUACCAACCGUAUGAAACCAUAUAUCGAUCCCAAAACCGGCCAGCCCAUCAACGGUGCCCUGGACUAUAUCGAUUUUACACGCACGCUAUUUCAAAAUUAAGCAGUUUUAGAUUUCAAUACUAUAUACACAAAAACACACAUACAAAACAUUAUUAUUGUAAUGGGUUAGAUUUAUAUUUAGUGUUUGUUUGAGCUUUCCGUUUUUUUGUUGUGUCUUUCAAUGAGAACAAUUUAGAAAAUGAUGAAAAAUGAUGAGGAAAAAAAAUUCAAAUAAAAAUCCGGUAAAUUUUCCAAUAUUUUUAUUAUGAUAUGGCACAUGCUUACACUAAAUUGCGUAUGUAUGCACGCUUUUUCAAGACACUCUAAAAUGAAAAAAAAACAGCAAGUGCAAAAAAUUCGCCAGCUCCUCUCGCAUAAAUUGAACUUGCUUAUUAUGAUAAUAAUAAUAAAAUAUAUUCAUUUAUUCGAAAAAUAAAAA
Sitodiplosis mosellana (orange wheat blossom midge) is the source of this 9143-nucleotide messenger RNA. RefSeq names its product spectrin alpha chain (gene alpha-Spec). The transcript has 11 exons. NCBI's taxonomy places the organism in Eukaryota, Metazoa, Arthropoda, Insecta, Diptera, Cecidomyiidae. Gene Ontology annotation, biological process: actin cytoskeleton organization. The record is from RefSeq and is a predicted model, not a curated record. The coding region runs from base 1440 to 8765 and encodes 2441 amino acids. Gene Ontology annotation, molecular function: actin filament binding; calcium ion binding. Gene Ontology annotation, cellular component: cortical actin cytoskeleton; cell projection; cell junction.